AUGGCUGGUCUUUCGGUCUACAGUGCGACACUGGCAGCAUGUGAGGGCAGCUGUGCGUGGCGCAAGUCGCUGCUGUUGCUGUCGGACUUGUCGUCCAAGCGGCUGGUUGGCAACGUUAUGACAAACAACUCCGCCAUCUCUUCAUGUGCAAAAGCUCAAGAAUGGCAGCUGGCUCUAAUGCUUUUCACAGACCUUCUUGUAAAAGAGCAGUUUGACUCGUUUUCCUGCGAAAUUGCCUUAGCUUUCUGCGAGGCCGGCUGCGCUGCCCUGGCAGCAUGCAAGUUUCUCACCGAAUUGGGGCGAUUUGCCUUUGUAGCUCUGAAAACGAGAGAAGCUCGGAAAGCAGCUCUCGAAGAGCAAGAGAAGAAGGCGAAAGAGGAGGAGGUAUCCUUGGUUCGAAGCUCGUCCCAGGACAGGGAAGUUGCCCAACGCCUUCAAUCUCUGGGCUCAGAGGACCCGGAACACAAAGACGCACAGAACCACCAGCAAUCCAUGCCGAAGCCUCCCAUUGCCGCACAGUUGCUUCCGAAAACGUUUGAUACCCUUAUAACCUAUGAGAACCUUAGCUUCUGGUUCCGUAGCUCGCCGCCAACGAUGGGUCACGCACCGAGUGUGAUCGCUGGGCCCAGCAUCCUCGCGGCGCUCACCGCGCCAGGGCUGCGCCCCUCGCUGGUCUCAAAUGCUGCCACGCUGCAGCAGCGGCACCACUUGGCCCAGGCGCGGCACCGUGCGACUCCGCUGACUGCAGCGGUGCUUCCCGUGCUGUGUGCCUCAGGCGGUGCUGCCGUCUCCCGCUGCUCACGCGGCCCGAGGCUGCGACCACGGUGCACGAGGGCCUGCCAGGUCGUGAGCGUGGAGGAGGCCGUGAAGCAGGUGAAGGGGUUUCAUCUCUUCCCGGAGUUCCUGACGGAGGAGGAGGGGCAUGAGCUGGCCGAGUUCUUGGACAACGGGGACCCCGAGUGGCGGCAGGAGCAGUUCGGAGUUCCUACUCUAUACCGUGUGAAGCACUUCGGCGUUCUGGGAUCACUGAGGCCGCGUGUGGUGCGCCUUCCCGAUCCUAAGCUCGGCGAAGUGGACCUGCCAUCCGAUGGCAUCCUCGGGCAGGUGUCACAGAGGCUCUCGCAACCAGGACUCCCAUGGAGCCGCUGCCUGAAGGGAUUCGUGGCAAAUGAGGCCAAUGUGAACGAUUACAGCCGUGACGGCUCCAGGCUACUUCUCCACUGGGACGAUCGUGGCCUUUACGAAGAGUGCGUCUGCUCCGUCACGGUCAUGGGCGAAUGCAUGAUGACUUUCCAGCUGGGAGGGAGGUCUAACCUCAGCUCCUCGUCGUCCUCGUCCGAGACUCAAGGAGUUGCACCAUUGCGCGUCGCCAUCCCGGCUCGCUCCCUGCUGGUGCUGCGCGGCGCUGCACGCUAUGAAUGGCAACAUGGCAUUCCCGAGCCUGAAGACUUCCUCUCGAAGCGGCGCGUGGCCAUCAUCUUCCGCCGCGUCAAGGGCACGCCUCGCUCAUCCGCGACCUCGGGGAACCUGGCGCGAUCGGAGGCAUGCCGAAGACCAAAUGCUCCACGCCGCGCAAUGGUCAUCAGCACAAACUGGCCUGACCCAGAUGUGUCUGCAGCCGGUCGGGUGACUUCUGGCCGGCUUCGGCUGCUGCGCAGCUUCUGCAGCCUCGAAUCUGGCAAUGCGGUAUCCUUUGCUUCGGCGGCCCGUCCCGGCAGUGCUCAGGGAAAGCUGUCGGCCGCAAAUGAUGUGCAGUGCUUUCGUAUCAAGACCAACGAUGAGGCCUCUGUGGUGGCGGCGCUCGAAUCUGCUGGAAAUCCAGAACUGGUCCUGUUCGAUGGCUUCAAUGCUGAAGAGAGGUUUGGGCACUAUGUCCGAGACAAGCUGCCGGACAGCAUGCGCAUCCUGGACAUGCAAGACUUCCAUGCUCUUCGUCUGGGUCGUGAGCGUCUGAUUGAAGAUGCCGCGGAUGCCAGCACGGUUGUAUCCUACCGCCCGACAGCCUUUGACGACGACUUGCAGCGCGAGCUGGCGUCCAUCCACCGAUGCGAUGCGACGCUCGCCAUCUCGGAGGAUGAGAGGAAGCUUCUAGUGGACACCUAUGGCGUGCCUGGCUGGAAGGUCUUUGCAGCCCCCUUCGGCUUUGCCCGGUCUGGUGCUCUUCCAGGGUAUGAAGAUCGGCAGGGCGCCAUGUUUAUCGGGAACUGGCGCCACAGACCAAAUCGGGACUGCGCCAAGUGGCUGAUCCAAGAGGUAUGGCCACUGGUGCGCCAGCGGUUUCCCGACCUGGAGCUGAGUGUCUAUGGCGCAAAUCAGACUCCAGACGAUGCUGCCCUGACUCAAGAGAGUCUCGGUGCCUAUGUGCGCGGCUACUGCCGCUCGGUGCAGAAAGCCAUGCGGCAACACCGGCUUCUGGUGGCGCCAUUGCGCUAUGGCGCCGGUGUGAAGGGAAAGGUCCUGGAGGCCAUGCAGCAUGGCCUAGUCGUGGUCACCACCCCCGUGGGCGUGGAGGGCAUUGCCUCGCCUGAGAGCUUCCCGGGCUAUGUGGUGCAGACGGGAGGGGAGGACGCAGGGGCCUUCGCCGAGGGCAUUGCAGAAGCCUUGCGUGAUCCGUGCCGGUGGCAGGAGCAACAGCAGCGGGCCACGGAGCUCCUUAUUGAGCACUUCGAUGAGUAG
Messenger RNA from Symbiodinium natans, 2676 nucleotides. The record is from the annotation of a GenBank genome assembly. Lineage: Eukaryota; Dinophyceae; Suessiales; Symbiodiniaceae.